Molecule: messenger RNA, 2097 nt
Organism: Penicillium subrubescens
Lineage: Eukaryota; Fungi; Ascomycota; Eurotiomycetes; Eurotiales; Aspergillaceae
Product: anaphase promoting complex subunit CDC23
Exons: 4
Coding region: 1-2097 (698 amino acids)
Biological process (GO): cell division
Cellular component (GO): anaphase-promoting complex
Molecular function (GO): protein binding
Source: RefSeq, a predicted model, not a curated record
AUGGAGUUCUCAGAGGAUGACCUGCAUGAGCUGAAGUACCGCUUUGAAGAUGCUACAAUCAAGUGCUCAGAGCGAUGCCUAUACCAAUCAGCGAAAUGGGCAGCAGAAAUGCUCGAUUCAAUCGUACCAAUCGAUCGUGGAGACACGGAUUCCGAGUCUCAAAUGGAAAUGAAUGAGCCCGCCACGGCACCAAUCAAUCCUUAUUUGCGUACGCAAGACCCGAUCGAAGCUGCUUUGGAAGCCCAAGAAGCCCACAAAUACCUCCUUGCCAAAUCCUACUUCGACACCCGAGAAUACGAUCGCUGUGCCGCCGUGUUUCUGCCUCCAACGACACCUCCCGUUCCUCUAUCCGUGACCUCCCCCAAUGCAAAGCCAAAACAGAAAAGAAGCACCCCUCUCAAGGGCAAAGACAAAGCCUCGCCUUUUCAAAGCUCCAGAAGCCACGGCUCUGUCCCGAGAAAUCCAUACCCUAAACUCAGUCAGAAAUCGCUCUUCCUUGCUUUGUACGCAAAGUAUCUAGCUGGAGAGAAGCGGAAAGAUGAAGAAACGGAGAUGGUACUGGGCCCAUCAGAUGUCGGGACGGCGGUCAACCGUGAAUUGCCUGACCUGGCUCGCGGAUUGGAAGGCUGGCUGACUGAGCGCAGUGCUCAAGGUAAAGAGGACCAGGGACAAGGUUGGCUCGAGUAUCUCUAUGCCGUUGUUCUGCUGAAGGGACGGAACGAGGAGCAAGCGAAGACCUGGCUCAUCCGCAGCGUACACCAGAAUCCGUUCCAUUGGGGUGCGUGGCAGGAGCUAAAUGACUUGCUGGGCAGUAUUGAAGACUUGAAACAAAUCAAGGACCUUCUGCCCGAAAACAUUAUGACCCUGAUUUUCUAUGUCUACUGCAGUCAAGAGCUUUAUCAAGCGACAGAUGACACAUAUUCAACUUUGAAUGACCUGCAAGCCAUCUUCCCCACAAGCGCAUUUCUGCAGACUCAACAUGCCCUACUUUUCUACCACAAUAAAGACUUCGAGCGAGCCUCAAAUAUUUUCAACGAAAUCCUGGCCACAUCACCACAUCGCCUCGACAGCCUCGACCACUAUUCUAAUAUCUUGUAUGUAAUGAACGAGCGCCCUCGGCUUGCUUUUGUGGCUCAGAUUGCAACUGCCACCGACAAAUUCCGACCCGAGACCUGCUGCGUUGUGGGCAACUACUACUCCUUGAAAUCGGAGCAUGAAAAGGCUGUCAUGUAUUUCCGCCGCGCAUUGACACUGGACCGCAAUUUCCUGUCUGCCUGGACUCUCAUGGGUCACGAAUACAUCGAGAUGAAGAAUACACACACGGCCAUUGAAUCGUAUCGCCGAGCAGUCGAUGUGAAUCGCAAAGAUUAUCGCGCAUGGUAUGGUCUUGGACAGGCUUACGAGGUGCUGGAUAUGUCAUUCUAUGCUCUCUUUUACUAUCAGCGUGCGGCUGCUCUCCGCCCGUACGAUCCGAAAAUGUGGCAGGCUGUGGGAUCAUGCUAUGCAAAGAUGGGCCGCGUUGAGCAGAGUAUCCAAGCCUUGAAGCGAGCAUUGGUGGCCGGCUCUUACUACGCGGACGACAAUCCCGGGGCCGGCGCGCGGAAAGUCCUCGACCCGGAAACAUUGCACCAAAUCGCAACUCUAUAUGAGCGCCUCAGCGACGAAGACGAGGCAGCUGCAUACAUGGAAUUGACUCUGCAGCAAGAAACUGGCGGGGCGCCCAUCGGUGAGGGAAAUGAGUCUGACGAGGAAGAGUAUUCGUCCGCGUCGGAGCAAGCGGCACAAAGCGAAGGCGAAUGUUCCGGCGACGACGAAGACGGGCGAAACACGCGCUCUCGCCGUCAUCGCCGUAAGCCUCGUCCUCGAACAUCUUCAUUUGGUAUGCAGCAAGACGACUCUACAGCGGAGGAGAUGUGGCACCACCCUACAGCCACGACUUCCAAGGCACGUCUCUGGCUUGCGCAGCAUGCCCUGCGGAAUGGGGAUCUCGACCGGGCAGACCAAUUAGCCGGCGAAUUGUGUCAAGACGGGAUGGAAGUAGAAGAGGCAAAGGCUUUGAUGAGAGACAUUCGCGCGAGACGAGAAGAUGUGGGCUGA